UAGAUUUUUGUAGUCUACAGUCCAAGUUAUGUCUUCCAAAAGUGUGAAUGCUGUCGGGAUCCAAAGAUUAUUCAACUUGAAUUAAACAAUGAUUUCAGUUAAACACAUUUUCUUUGCAGGUAGUUAUGCAUCCGAUGUGGCAGCGGAUAUCAAUGUUUUGUGGCAUGAUUUGGGUGACGGCCUCGUGUUUCUCUCUACCUCAUGCCAUUUAUCAGAAGCUGCUGUGGUUUGACUUUGGAAAGGUUCGAAUGGUGUGUCUGCCCAGCUUUCCAUAGCCGUCAGAUGUGUUUUGGAAAUACUUGGACCUGGCCACGUUUUUCCUCCUCUUCUUGUUGCCACUUUCUAUCAUCUCCAUAGCUUACAUUAUCGUUGCUAAGAAGCUAUGGAUGCGUAAUGCUAUAGGGAAUGUGACUCUGGCGCAAUAUGUCGCCCACAGACAAAGGAAGAAGAUGACUCUGGAGAUGCUGAUGUUGGUGGUGGCUGUUUUUGCUAUUUGCUGGUUCCCUUUAAACUGUUAUGUGAUUUUGGUGUCCAGCCAGGCCAUUAACACUAACAAUGCUAUCUACUUCACCUUCCAUAGGUUUGCCAUGAGUAGCACCUGUUACAAUCCUUUUAUCUACUGCUGGCUGAACAGAAGCUUCAGGACUGAGCUCAAGUCCCUGCCUUUCAUUUGGCGUUCCAAGAAGGCAGUACAUCCAUGAUGAGGUUGUCAUCUCUAUAACUACAUAGAUUAUGUAUAAAGAUAUAGAGGUUAAU
Oncorhynchus masou masou (cherry salmon) is the source of this 756-nucleotide messenger RNA. RefSeq names its product G protein-coupled receptor 83 (gene gpr83). Gene Ontology annotation, biological process: neuropeptide signaling pathway. Gene Ontology annotation, molecular function: neuropeptide receptor activity. The record is from RefSeq and is a predicted model, not a curated record. NCBI's taxonomy places the organism in Eukaryota, Metazoa, Chordata, Actinopteri, Salmoniformes, Salmonidae. Gene Ontology annotation, cellular component: plasma membrane.